Molecule: messenger RNA, 2416 nt
Organism: Papilio polytes (common Mormon)
Lineage: Eukaryota; Metazoa; Arthropoda; Insecta; Lepidoptera; Papilionidae
Gene: Vav
Product: protein vav
Exons: 12
Coding region: 614-2401 (595 amino acids)
Biological process (GO): regulation of GTPase activity; cell migration
Cellular component (GO): cytoplasm
Molecular function (GO): guanyl-nucleotide exchange factor activity; protein binding
Source: RefSeq, a predicted model, not a curated record
AACUAACAUAGACUUAAGCUUAAUUAAGAUCUAACUGGAACAAGGCUACCACCCUACUAACUUCUAGUCCCCAUUUUAAUUCAGGCAUACAUAAGUUGGCAGUUUUUAAAUUUAUUUAGUAGAUAAUGCUUAUUUUUUUAAGGCAACACAUGGCUUUGUAAAGUAUGAGUAGUUAGUGUUAUAUGGUUUAGUAGUUUUAGUUUUACCAGAAAUAAUGGGUUCCUGUAUUAAAAAUAUCGGCUAAAAUAAAAAGCAAGUGGCUUUUGUCCACAUUUUCGACAAACUACAUACAAUUGUGAUAUAGAAAUCCUAUUGUAGUGAAAAUUAACGUUACGAAAUCGCGUGCAUUCGAAUCGCGAGAUUGAAAGUUAAAAAAUGUUAACAAAUAAAGAAAACUAUUCGGCAACGUUUGCGAUAAAAUAUUAACUUUCGGCGGCAGCGUGACGAAACGUGCGAGGAAAAAGAAAUUUCAUGAGUGAGUUAGGAACCCCAGCGGCCGUUGUCGAGUAAAAGUUCCGCGCAACAUUCCGACCGUACAGUGAAUUAUUCAUUCACUCAUUAUUUCUGGUAUCAUUAUUUUUUAUUCGCCUCGUAGUCUAGAUAGCUCGUAGCUAUGUUUCGUAAAAUUACGCUUAGAAUGCUGGCAACAUCGUCGCAUAGUCUAGAGAAGAGAGAUUACGUUAUAAGGGAGCUCGUAGACACGGAAUGCAAUUACGUCGACGUACUCAGUAAAAUAAUUAAAUACUUCCUGAGGCCGUUGACACCGUACCUCAAACCUCAAGAUUUGCAAGUUAUAUUCUUUGGUAUAAAGGAGCUCCACGAGACCCAUACUGGUCUGCUUCGUCAGCUGCGAUUAGCGACAGAAGCGUGUGUGCCGGGCGGGGGCGCGCCGCGGCUCGCAGACGUAUUCCUAGCGUGGCGCGAACGCUUGCUGCUCUAUGGCGACUAUUGCUCCAAUCUUACACACGCACAGGACACCCUCAAAACACUAGAAGCCAGAGACAACGCCUUCGCUAAACAAUUAGUGAAAUGUCAAAAGGAACACAGCGAUGGGCGUAUACAGUUACGCGAUAUACUGUCGGUGCCGAUGCAGCGCGUGCUAAAGUACCACCUUCUGCUCGACAAACUGGUGCACGAGACGCAGCCGAAUCACGAAGAGUUCCGUGGACUGGAGCGUGCGAAAGAGGCAAUGGUUGAUGUGGCGCAGUACAUCAACGAGGUGAAGAGAGACAGCGAAGUAUUAGCGCUACUCUCCAAAGUACAGGAGAGUAUAAUAGAUUGGGAAUACGGGGACCCAGGCGCGGGCGGGGCGGGGCUGGCGGCGUACGGCCGGCUGCUUCUCGACGGCGAACUCAAAGUGAAGGCUCACGAGGACCAGAAACUGCGCUCGCGAUAUGUAUUCGUUUUCGAUAAGCUCAUGCUGCUCUGUAAACCAAUUAAGGAUAACCAGUACUCGUACCGUAUCGGUAUGCGUCUGGCGGAGUACCGCGUGGAGGAGGCGAGCGCGCGUCGCACGCUGCGCGGGGAGUCGCGGUGGGCGGCGCACUUCUACCUCGUGCGGCGCAACAAGCGCGCCACCUUCACACUGUACGCGCGCACUGACGACUGCCGCCGAAAGUGGAUUAAGGCCAUCAAAGAUGCCAUAGACAAUCUGGAACCUUCCGGAUGCCGCAGCACCAAUCACAAGUUCGUUCUGCACACGUUCGACAAGCCCGCCACCUGCCACCACUGCUCCAAGUUUCUCAAAGGCAGGAUAUUUCAGGGCUACCUGUGCUCGGUGUGCAACGCGUGCGCGCACAAGGACUGCAUCGCGCUGUCGGGGCGCUGCGGCGGCGGCCUCGCGCCCGCGCCCCCGCUGCCGCCGCACGCGCACCAGCCCGACCAGGCGCUUCACUACUACAUGUGGUAUGUGGGUGAAAUGGGUCGUGAGACGGCGACUGCCCGUCUGGAGCGUCGCGUGGACGGCACGUUCCUGCUGCGCGUGCGGCCGCGCGCCGCGCUGCACUCGCCCACAGACACGCACUAUGCGCUUUCACUCAAGACGGACAAUACAGUGAAGCACAUGCGCGUGUGCCGCAAGCCUAUAGACCAGGUGCCGCACUACUACCUCUCGGAGUCCCGCUUCUUCCGCAGCGUCGUCGAGCUCGUCUCCUACUACGAGCUCACCAGCCUCGCUGAGAACUUUGUUGGUCUAAACUCGAACCUUCGCUGGCCGUUCCGGCGGGUGGUAGCAACGGUGAUCCACGACUUCCGUCCGCUGGAGGUGUCGCAGCUCGCGCUGCGCCCCGGCGCCAAGCUGCUCGUGCUCAGCAAGGAGGGCGACAGCCGCGGCUGGUGGAAGGGCAGGACACUAGACAAGGUUACCUCACCAACUGAUAUACCGCAAAUAAUUUACUUUUAGUAAAGUUUCCAUAUU